Molecule: messenger RNA, 3856 nt
Organism: Urocitellus parryii (Arctic ground squirrel)
Lineage: Eukaryota; Metazoa; Chordata; Mammalia; Rodentia; Sciuridae
Gene: Zbtb18
Product: zinc finger and BTB domain containing 18
Biological process (GO): regulation of transcription by RNA polymerase II
Cellular component (GO): nucleus
Molecular function (GO): DNA-binding transcription factor activity, RNA polymerase II-specific; RNA polymerase II cis-regulatory region sequence-specific DNA binding; protein binding
Source: RefSeq, a predicted model, not a curated record
CCGGCGGCGGCGGCGGCCGGGAGGAGGAGGAGGAGGAGGAGGAGGAGGCGGAGGACGCGGCGGCAGCGGGGACGCGGUGACUUAGGGCCGCUCCGUUCUGCUUUUUUUCCACCGAUGUAACAGACCUGGAGCCAGCAAGACUCAGAGGAAAGGACUUAAUCAGGUUUAUGUGUCCUAAAGGUUAUGAAGACAGUAUGGAGUUUCCAGACCAUAGUAGACAUUUGCUGCAGUGUCUGAGCGAGCAGAGACACCAGGGUUUUCUUUGUGACUGCACUGUUCUGGUGGGAGAUGCCCAGUUCCGAGCGCACCGAGCUGUACUGGCUUCAUGCAGCAUGUAUUUCCACCUCUUUUACAAGGACCAGCUGGACAAAAGAGACAUUGUUCAUCUGAACAGCGACAUUGUUACAGCCCCGGCUUUCGCUCUCCUGCUUGAAUUCAUGUAUGAAGGGAAACUCCAGUUCAAAGACUUGCCCAUUGAAGACGUGCUAGCAGCUGCCAGUUAUCUCCACAUGUAUGACAUUGUCAAAGUCUGUAAAAAGAAGCUGAAAGAGAAAGCUACCACUGAGGCAGACAGCACCAAAAAGGAAGAAGAUGCUUCAAGUUGUUCAGACAAAGUUGAGAGCCUCUCUGAUGGCAGCAGCCACAUGGCGGGCGACUUGCCCAGUGAUGAAGAUGAAGGAGAAGAUGAAAAAUUGAACAUCCUGCCCAGCAAAAGGGACUUGGCGGCUGAGCCUGGGAACAUGUGGAUGCGAUUGCCCUCAGACGCAGCAGGCAUCCCUCAGGCUGGCGGAGAGGCAGAGCCACACGCCACAGCAGCUGGAAAAACAGUAGCCAGCCCCUGCAGCUCAACAGAGUCUUUGUCCCAGAGGUCUGUCACCUCCGUGAGGGAUUCGGCAGAUGUUGACUGUGUGCUGGACCUGUCUGUCAAGUCCAGCCUUUCAGGAGUUGAAAAUCUGAACAGCUCUUAUUUCUCUUCACAGGACGUGCUGAGAAGCAACCUGGUGCAGGUGAAGGUGGAGAAAGAGGCUUCCUGUGAUGAGAGUGAUGUUGGCACUAAUGACUAUGACAUGGAACAUAGCACUGUGAAAGAAAGUGUGAGCACUAAUAACAGGGUACAGUAUGAGCCGGCCCAUCUGGCUCCUCUGAGGGAGGACUCGGUCUUGAGGGAACUGGAUCGGGAGGACAAAGCCAGCGAUGAUGAAAUGAUGACCCCGGAGAGUGAGCGUGUCCAGGUGGAAGGGGGCAUGGAGAGCAGUCUGCUCCCUUAUGUCUCCAACAUCCUGAGCCCUGCGGGCCAGAUCUUCAUGUGCCCCCUGUGCAACAAAGUCUUCCCCAGCCCCCACAUUCUGCAGAUCCACCUGAGCACUCACUUUCGUGAGCAGGACGGCAUCCGCAGCAAGCCCGCUGCCGAUGUCAAUGUGCCCACGUGCUCUCUGUGUGGGAAGACUUUCUCGUGCAUGUACACCCUCAAGCGCCACGAGAGGACUCACUCGGGGGAGAAGCCCUACACAUGCACCCAGUGCGGCAAGAGCUUCCAGUACUCGCACAACCUGAGCCGCCAUGCUGUGGUGCACACCCGCGAGAAGCCGCAUGCCUGCAAGUGGUGUGAGCGCAGGUUCACGCAGUCUGGAGACCUGUACAGACACAUUCGCAAGUUCCACUGUGAGUUGGUGAACUCCUUGUCGGUCAAAAGCGAAGCACUGAGCUUGCCUACUGUCAGAGACUGGACCUUAGAAGAUAGCUCUCAAGAACUUUGGAAAUAAUUUUAUAUAUAUAUAUAAAUAAUAUAUAUAUAUACAUAUAUAUACAUAGAUCUCUAUAUAGUUGUGGUACGGUCUAAAAGCAGUCUUGUUUCCUGGAACUAAAAAGUUGGGAUCUUAACUUGUUUUUGCACUUUAGAAUAAUAGCAUGAGAAUCUCACUAAUUUAGCAUUCUGAUAAAAGAAACUUAGAGCAAGUCUGAGAAUAGAGAGGUGUCUUUCCUUUGAGGGGUAGGCAAAGUAAGCCAAUAAGAAACUUCUAAACAAAUCGUCCUAUCACAAAAAUGCUUUCAUACGGCUUAAUUUUGUCAAUACAGUGUUGUCUUUUGAGCUCUUUUUGUGCCCCACAUUUGUUUUGUUUUGUUUUGUUUUUGUUUUUUAAAGUAAAAAGAAAUUCCCUCCAGUUUUAUUAGCCUCUAUGUCUCAAAUUGCAUGAAUCUUUUCUGGCUGUUGGAAACCUGAAUGCUUUUAGACCCAAAUGGAAAAUUUCUGAAAUGCUGGAUUAUCUAUUUUUAAACAAGCAGUUGACUUAAAACUUUCUGUGGCAACUUCUGGUUUUCUGACGGUUCCCAAUGAGAGAAAUUCUGCAAGUACACUGGGAUCACUGGGAUACUGUCUUUGUGAAGGUUUGCUUGGGAUGAAAAAGGAUAUUGCAGCUUCAGCAGUGUUGAACUGUGUGUUUAAAAAUGUGAAUUACUGUUCUUGUAUACUGUAAUUGAUUACAUGGGCUGGGGGGGGAUGUCAAAGAACUUGACAGGUUGUGUUGAUGCUCUUAGUUGAGUCUUGAAAAGUAAAUAUUAACGCUACAGAAAUGCAUGAGUUCAAUAUAUUUUUUGUCUUUGUUUGCAUUGUAUAACUUUAACGAGUGAGUUUAAAAUUAUUUAAUUUCCUUAGAAAAAUAGCACCAUUUGGAAAAAAAACUGGUGUUAUGAAGAACGUAAAUGCACUGUUUUUUUUUAUUUUAUAUAAUUUAAAUUGACUUUCCCACUGUCUUUAAGUUGAACUGUUAAGCUGAAUAAAAACUUAAGCUGCAAAUUGAUAACUUUGCUACAUAACAAGGAACAUAUAAAUGUUUACAAACGGCUUAAAGAUUUGCAUGUGCAGUGUGCAUUUAUAACAAACUUCUAAUUGCACAAAACCCAUACCAGCUCAAAGUUUAGGUGUACACAUUUACCCAGUUGAGCAUUUUUAGAAUAACUACUGCACAAAUUGACAAUAGGUCAUUUUCUCUGUUUUUUUUGCUCCUCUUUUCUUUUUCUCCCCUUCUUCCUUACCCUCCCUCCCUUCUCCCCCCCCCCCCCCAAACUCAUGAAAAGAUUCUAUGGACUGAAAAAGCCCCAGGCUGAAAGGACUGGACUGCCUUGAUUGACAUGGGGAAGGGGGUUAGUAGACUAUGUGUAUCGGCAGCAGAGGCUGCAGCCCAACGUGUGGUUUUAAUGACCAGCACACAGGGCAAAAGCAUUUUGCACAGUGUUUGUUUUCCUGUCUUGCACUUACAAAUAAGGUCUAUGGGAGUAGCAUGGAAAACGUUUGCUGUUUUUCCCUUUUUUUUUUUUAUUGCUUUUGUUUAAAAUUUGAUCGCCUUAACUACUGUAAACAUAGCCUAUUUUUGUGCUUAAGAUACUGAAUGGAAAACUCCAUUGUGUGUUGCUGGACUGUUUUGGAAAUAUUUGGUCAAAUGUGUGUUAAUUUGGCUGUAAUGGCAUUUAAAGCAAACAAACAAACAAAAAAAAAAGCUGUGAAAAUGGCCUUGGAGCAUUAUCUUUAGUUACUUGAAGAGUUUCUAGUUUUUUUAAAUACAGUUUAUGUUAAAAUAAUUUUUAUUAAUUUAGAGAAGACAAUCAAUGUCUGUGAGAAAACGGACUUUCUUUUGGAUUUUCUUUUUGUGGUCAUCGUGAGUGAUUGCUUUUUCCUUUUCUUAGUUUCACAUUCUUCCUUUGUUCUAAAACUUAGACUGACAUCUAGCUUUGACAAUCAUAGUAUGUUUUAUUUUCCUGAGGGGGGAAUAACUUAUAAUGCUGUUUAGUUUUGUACUAUUGGUGUGUUGGUGAAUUUUUAAACUGUGUGCUAACUGCAAUAAAUUAUAUGAACUGAGAA